AUGCAAGAAGCUAUAUCAUCCUGGAGGGAUGAAAGUGGGUAUCUUUAUGAUGACGAUAACCAGGAUUCCUUUAACCUUGUUGUAGCCAAUGGUAAGGAGGAGAGCGUUAAUGCUGCAAAAAACAGCCCAGGAAAGCGCUCAGAAGUAGCUUUCCUCAUGGAUAAACUUGUUUCUGAACAGCAAAAAGUACAGGGAUUGGAGGAACAGCUCUCAUUCCUGAGGAAAGAGCUAGAAGAAGCACGAUUUGGGUCUCAUGGUAUUUCUCGCGAUAUGACGUUCAAUUCUUCCCAAUCUAUUUUUUCCGUGCAUAAUAAUACCAAGAAUUCCAUUUCACAAGAUGCAUAUAUAAACGAUCGCAGCUCCCGUAAUUCAUCAGCAGUACCAGUGGUACCACCAAUAUGGACAUCAGGAGAAUCAGAAGUGUUAAGAACGGUUUCAUUACCUCAGUUACUUUCUAAACGAAAUGAACUUCUUUCUUCUUUGCAUAUUCUUUCGGAUGUUAUUACACGGAAACGGUUAAGUUCUCUUAACAUAGGUGGUGUAAUGAAUAGUGUGUCUCGAGAGAAUGAAGCUGCAAUUCAAGCUUCUAUGCAUCGUUUACUUGGAGAGGCAUUUUAUGUAAACUCUGUGAAUGAUAUAAAAGAGCUACUUUCUGUUGCGUCAGGUGCAAGUGGACGAGAAAUGGAAGUUUUUGAUUCUUCUCUAAAAGUUAUUGCUAGUCUAACUGAAGACGAAGAUAUACUGGAUUCGUACGAAAAUGUGCAAGAAUUUAUACUACACCCAUCCUCUCGUUUCACACCUGAGUGGCGUGGUCAAUAUGCGUGGUCGAUGAGGAGACUUCUUGUAGUCUUUGCAGUGCAUUCACGCAAAUCCCAAUUACUGGAAACACGGCGUACACAACUAGAGAGAAUCACACGACAGGAACUUGUUCAUACAGCUUUACUUCGGGCCAUGCAAGGACGUGAUGUAAUACCACCUAGUAUUCAUUGUCUCUCUCCUGAGGCGAUGACCGUUAUAAAAACAGCGAAAGGAGCAGAGACAGAAGCUGCGUUCGAUAAACAUACAGGAAAUAGUAGUAAAGCGAUUCUUCAAGAUUUGGCAUCUCCUGUACUGCGUCUGGGUCGCAACGCCACAACAUCUCGACUGGAGAAGUUGCCAUCACGUGCGCAUGCCUCACAACCACGAUCGGCGCGUAGUGCACAGUGUAGAUGGAAUCCACCACGUUCUAACAGCACCACUGCACUGAGACGCAAUGAGUCUUCGCAAGCUAUACGGCCCCCACGUGAAUCUCUUGUUUCUACAAACACACAAAGACGACGCACAGCGACGACUUUGGGACUAUCAAGUAUAUAUACACAUCCUCGUCCUCGUAAUAAUAUAUCACGUACAUCACGUGCUUCAGUGUCUACGAGAGAAAACUCACAUGGCACUACUUUUUCUCAUAUAAUGUCCUCAACUGCUAGAGCGCAUAGAGAGGCAACAGAUUCGCCAAUGAUUGGUGUACCUGUUCAGUCGUCAAUGUCUCCACGAGCCUAUUCCGCUGCACGUGCCUCACCAAUUCCGCGGCGCCGUUUGUACACGGAUCCUUAUGGGAGCUAG
Molecule: messenger RNA, 1599 nt
Organism: Trypanosoma theileri
Lineage: Eukaryota; Euglenozoa; Kinetoplastea; Trypanosomatida; Trypanosomatidae
Exons: 1
Coding region: 1-1599 (532 amino acids)
Source: RefSeq, a predicted model, not a curated record